Chelonus insularis is the source of this 1500-nucleotide messenger RNA. RefSeq names its product inaF-D (gene inaF-D). The record is from RefSeq and is a predicted model, not a curated record. Bases 460 to 1437 code for a protein of 325 amino acids. Lineage: Eukaryota; Metazoa; Arthropoda; Insecta; Hymenoptera; Braconidae. The transcript is spliced from 2 exons.
CCACUCAAUAUUAUUAAACUUAUCAUAUUUUUAUUCUUUCAAUAGAAUCAUUCUCAUUUUGGUGUAUACUCAAACUUUUAAAAAAACUUAUAUGAUCUUGAUGGAAUCGUUUCAGUGGGUCACUUUCUGUACCUUUAAAAUCAUCAAUAUCUUUGAAUCUUUAUGAAAUCGUAUAAGUCAAAAAAUUAUUGAGUAUCAUUAUUCGAUAUAGAAGUUUUAUUAAAUUAAUCUUCAAAUUAAAGAUGUAAUAUCCUAUUGCGUAAAUAUGUUGCUGAUGAUCGUAAUGUAACUUGGACGCCUGCGCGUUAUUAUAACACGUGGAAAAGGAAACAACGAGCUUAAUAGAAACUUUUAGUAUCGUGCCUUUAGUCUUAGUGAGUACUUUUACAAGAAAAACUCAUGAGAUUUUUUAUUUAUUAUUUUUGUUAAUUGUUAAAAAAAAUUUGAUAAAGAUUCAUUAUGGGUACACAAAAUGAUCCAUUGGGUAGUUCAACUAAUCAAAGUGGUCCAACCACUGCUUUGCAAAAAGAAAAUAAUAUAUAUGAAGAUAGACCCGGUACCAAAAAAAUAAUUAGAAUUAUUACUGUUAUGGCGUAUUUAUUUUCUGUCAGCUUUAUUGCUAUUGUAUUGAGUGCGUAUUAUAUAUUUUUGUGGCAACCACCAAAUCCACGAUUAAUUUAUCGAGCACAUGUAAUGGAUGGUGUUCAUGCGGAUUUUUUAAUACAAAAUCCAUUUGAAGAACAAAAAGUCAUUGAUAAAAGAAAUAAAGAUCAAAUUUUUAAGGAAACUGUUUGGAAUGAAAAUUCUAAACAGCGGAAAUUUAAUAUUUCUCAACUAAUGUCUUCAUAUCCAAACAUUGUUAAAGCGAUGACAUUCGAAAACUCAUCUAUGCAGAUAAAUGAAAAUGAAAAUCACAAUAAUAUUUUUGAUAAACGAUCAAAUAUCCAUAACUCUAUGAACAAUCAAUUUGAAGGUUUGAAAACAAAGAAAAAUUUUGAAAUCACAAGCAGAUCAUCUCCAUCAAACUACAUUAAUGCAACUAAAUAUUUAUUGAUGACUACUCAGCUUAAAAAAAAUUCGAGAAAUAAUAAUAGUUCUCAAACUUCCGGUAAUAAUGUAGCUUCUCAUGAGUAUGUUGUUGGAGACAAUAAUAUAAACAUCAAAUCUCUGCCACCAUUAGGCUAUCAUCCAAUCACAAAGUUGCUCCUACCUCUCAACCAAGAAACUUAUGGAGAAAAAUCAUCUCAAAAGUCAUCUACGAAUCAAACAAAAUUGAUCGAUAAAUUGAAAACUAUUUGUGCAUCAACGCAUGACGGAACUUUAGAAAAAUCAGAAUCAAGAAAUUUGGAUGAUAGAUCAACAAUUGAUCCUGUAGUCACAACUGUAAAAAAUAGAAUUUUGGAAUUACAUGAGAAAAAUAUAGAUGAAAAACUUUAACUAAAAAUAUAAUUUAAUAACCAAUUAAUUAGAUACAAAAACUUGUAAAUAAUUGACGUAUAA